UUCCACUGGAUUGGACAUAUUUGUUACUCUACUGUUUUGGCAUCUGUUCUAGAACAUAUGCAAUAAUGUCACCUCAAAAGAGAGUCAAGAAUUCCCAGGCACAAAAUAGAACUUCACAAGUUAGUAAUAGUUGUCAGACCAAACUCUCAGCUUGGAAAGCAAAACCAAGCAACUCAAAGAGCAUCUUGAAACAAAACAACACUGUGGAAGAUUGUGAACAUGGUGAUGAUCAAGCUGAAGAUGCUCUGCAAAUAACAUUGGAAUACUUUGAAAAAGGUCCUAUUAAAACUUCACGAAGUAAAGAUAAAAUCUUGGAAAAACACUUGAAAACUGUGGAGAAUAUGGCUUGGAAGAAUGGGUUAGCUCCAGACGCAAUUGACAUUCUAUUAAAUGCAGCACUCAGUGGCAAAUUUGGGAAUGCUAUAAAUACGCGGAUACUGAAGUGCCUGAUUCCAGCAACUCUAAUAUCAGAACAUUCUGUGGUUAAGGCAGUCUCCUGGCUCUGUGUUGGCAAGUGUUCUGGUAGCACCAAGGUACUUUUUUAUCGAUGGCUGGUUGCAAUGUUUGACUUCAUUGAUAAUAAGGAGCAAAUUAACUUGCUUUAUGGCUUCUUUUUUGCUUCAUUGCAAGAUGAUGCACUGUGCCCUUAUGUCUGCCAUUUGUUAUAUUUACUUACCAAAAAAGAAAAUGUCAAACCAUUUCGUGUGAGAAAGCUGCUUGAUCUUCAAGCUAAAAUCGGAAUGCAGCCUCAUCUCCAGGCUUUGUUGUCACUAUAUAAGUUCUUUGUUCCUACUUUGAUUUCUGUAUCUCUGCCUGUAAGGAAGAAGAUCUAUUUUAAGAAUUCAGAGAAUAUGUGGAAUUCAGCUCUACUUGCUAUGAGGCUAAGAAACCAGCAACCUUUUCCAGAACCUCUAAAACUGGUGUUGGGUUCAGCUAAUGUCCGUCCUCUAAAAAGAAAAUUGAAUUCUCACUCAGUUAUACCUGUGCUAAAUUCUGGUAGCUAUACUAAAGAAUGUGGAAAAAAAGAGAUGAGUCUUUCUGAUUGUCUCAGUCACAAUAGAUCCUUUCCACUAGAACAGCUUCAAAACUUCCCUCAACUCUUACAAAACAUUCAUUGCUUAGAGCUGCCUUCUCAGAUAGGCUCAGUGCUGAACAACUCUCUGCUACUUCACUAUAUUAACUGUGUCAGAGAUGAGUCAAUUUUAUUGAGGCUCUAUCACUGGUUGAGUCAAACAUUACAAGAAGAAUGUAUUUGGUAUAAGGUGAAUAAUUUUGAACAUGGAAAAGACUUUACCAAUUUCCUGGACACUAUCAUCAGGGCACAGUGCUUCCUACAGGAGGGGUUUUAUUCCUGUGAAGCAUUCCUCUAUAAGAGCCUUCCUCUCUGGGAUGGCCUCUGUUGUCGGUCACAGUUCCUUCAGCUUGUGAGCUGGAUUCCUUUUAGUAGUUUUUCAGAGGUGAAGCCACUUCUUUUUGAUCAUCUAGCCCAGCUCUUCUUUACAUCAACCAUUUAUUUCAAGUGUAGUGUUCUUCAGAGUCUGAAAGAGCUACUGCAGAACUGGCUGUUGUGGCUUUCUGUGGACAUUCGCAUGAAACCUCUGACGAGUAGUCUUCUAGAGACAACUUUGGGUGGAUCCAUGGACUCUGUAUCUAAACUGAUUGAAUAUGUAGGAUGGCUGUCCACUACUGCAAUGCGAUUGGAGAGUAACAGUACUUUCUUGUUGCACUUCAUUUUGGAUUUCUAUGAGAAGGUAUGUGACAUAUAUGUAAAUUAUAACCUUCCAUUAGUGGUAUUAUUUCCUCCUGGGAUCUUCCACUCUGCACUCCUCAGCCUGGAUACCAGUAUAUUGAACCAGCUCUGUUAUAUUAUGCACAGGUAUCAUAAAAAUUUGAGUGCAGCAAAGAAAAAUGAGUUGGUACAAAAGGCAAAAUCAGAGUUCAAUUUCAGCAGCAAGACCUAUCAACAAUUUAAUCAGUAUUUGACAACCAUGGUUGGUUGUCUGUGGACAUCCAAACCCUUUGAGAAAGGAACAUAUAUUGACCUCCAAAUCCUACAAAGUGCUGGAAUAAUGGAAUAUAAAAACAGUUUAAAUUUAGUCUGUCACCCUUCUCUAUUAAGCUAUGCUGCCUCCUUUUUGCUGCAGGAAAACCUGGAAGAAAGGACAAUAAACAUGGGCUCUAUUCAGGGGAAGAAAUGGAACUGGUAUUUGGAAUAUUUAUUUUCAGAGGGGUUACAAGGCUUGAAACUUUUCAUAGGAAGUAAUAUUCAUCAUUCUUCUGUCCCAUGAUCAGAGCUGUCCCCUGAUAAACCACCAUGGUAAAUAUUAAAUGAAUGUUUAC
Messenger RNA from Urocitellus parryii (Arctic ground squirrel), 2340 nucleotides. RefSeq names its product centromere protein I (gene Cenpi). Gene Ontology annotation, cellular component: kinetochore; inner kinetochore. The record is from RefSeq and is a predicted model, not a curated record. Gene Ontology annotation, biological process: mitotic sister chromatid segregation; CENP-A containing chromatin assembly. NCBI's taxonomy places the organism in Eukaryota, Metazoa, Chordata, Mammalia, Rodentia, Sciuridae.